Messenger RNA from Pseudonaja textilis, 2065 nucleotides. RefSeq names its product nudix hydrolase 14 (gene NUDT14). NCBI's taxonomy places the organism in Eukaryota, Metazoa, Chordata, Lepidosauria, Squamata, Elapidae. Gene Ontology annotation, biological process: nucleoside phosphate metabolic process; ribose phosphate metabolic process. Gene Ontology annotation, molecular function: metal ion binding; UDP-sugar diphosphatase activity. The record is from RefSeq and is a predicted model, not a curated record.
UUCCGCAUACAUUUCCUCGCCGACUGCCUCUCUUGCCCGCGCUCCCCUUCUUUCUUUCCACUCCUUCCUUCUCGGCUUCCCUGCAAGUUUAACCCCGCGCCGUCAACCGAGGCUGAAAUAGCGGCACCCGGCAUGGAAUCGAUCGAGGAACUGGCGCUCGGACCUUGCAUCGCCUCCCAAUAUUUGCGGCCUUUUCGCCUCCGAUACCGCCAGAAUGGUGUUUCAAAACUUUGGGAUUUCAUGAGGGCACAUGACAGUGUGUCCAUUCUUAUCUUCAAUAUUUCUCAGCAAUGCUUUGUUGUGGUGAAGCAGUUCCGUCCAGCUGUCUAUAUGUGUGAAAUGGAAGAACAAUGUCCUCAGUACUUUGAGAAUAAAACUGAAGAGAGCUGGUGCCCUCUGUCUGAUGUUUUGCCUGCUUCAAAAGGAAUAACAUAUGAACUCUGUGCUGGUAUUGUAGACCAGCCUGAGCUCUCUUUGGAAGAAAUUGCUUGCAAGGAAGUUUUAGAAGAAUGUGGCUAUGAAGUUCCUGUAACCAGCCUAAAAAGAAUCACUUCAUCCAGAUCUGGAGUUGGUUUGACAGGAUCAAAGCAGACAUUAUUUUACGCACAGGUAACUGAUGACAUGAAAUCUAGUGAAGGAGGUGGCCAGCCGGAGGAAGGCGAAAUGAUUGAAGUUGUGGAAAUACCUCUGCAAGAUUCCAUGAAAUUUGCAUAUGAUGAGACUUUCCCUAAAACUAUGGGACUUAUCUUCAGUUUCAUGUGGUUCCAGUCCAACAUAGCACCAAAACUGCAAGAAAAAUAAUGCACUAAGAGAUUCUGGAGACAUGAAGCAAAAAGAUGGGGCCAUAUUGGAAUCAAUCUUUCAGGACUGUCUAAUUCUUAAGUUUGUUAUAGCAAAGGUUCAUAAAAUUCAUAUGCUAACAGUGGCAGAUAAGUAACUCAAGGUUAAACAUAUUUUUCAGCCCAUAUUUUAUUUCUCAUAGAAAGAAUUUGAGGGAAAGAAGUUUGCAAUACUUGAAAGUUGCCCAGUCAGAAACACAGUUUUAUUAUGAGAACUAAUAGAAAAACAUAAAUGGAUAAUUUAUCAUGAGAUAAUUGAAUGUUGUCAGGGAAAAUGUAAAAUCAAAAGAAGAAUUGGCAAAGAAUUACAAUUGUUAGUGGUUACUUUAUUUUCAGUUAUUAAAAAGAUUUAAAGUAGACAAAAGAAUUUGUGGUUCUGAACAUUGUUAGAAUGAGUUUGAAAUAGAAUUGUAUACAAUGAUGAGCACACAAUUGCUAAAAUGUAUAAUAGAACAUUUGUAGCUCAGGGUUGACCUGUGGAGUUUUUGGUGCUCUCUAAGAUUGGUGAUUCGCUUGCAGAUGUUUUAUUACUCAACUGCCCAACAUCAAUUACCCAACAUCAUCAAUGUUUGUGAGUGUGAGGUUUGCUCUGUUUACAUGCAGUAGCUUACUCUGCCAGUGUACAUAUAAAAUGCAUAAACAUUUACUAAAAUUUGAAGAAAAAAAAGAAAAAUGUGAAAAAUGUAUGAGUGAACUAAAAUUUUUGAAAAGAGUUGGCAUUAUCCACAUGGAUAAGAAUAGUUGAUGAAAGAAUAGUUGAUGGAACUUAAUGAGAUGGCUAAAUUGACAUUUUCAUCAGAGAAAAGAUAAUGUCUAUGUUUAUUGCUGACUGGAAGCCCUUUAUGGACUUUUUGCAUGAAACAGAGCUGCAAUGGACCAAGAAGCCCUGAGCUGCAGCAUAUUUUUUCCUGACCUUCCUUCACUUGUGCUGAACUAUAGCAUUCCUUUAACUCACAUGUGGUCUACACUGGGCCCAUCCUUCUAUGGCACGCCACCCCCUUUAACCUGAUUAACAACACACAUACCUGGAGUUACAACAGUAAACAGGAACGCUGAGAUUUCAGUCACCAAGCAAUACAGUCACAUGACCUUUUGCUUUAUGAUCAUGUUGCUUAGCAAUAGAAAUUCUAUCUCAAUUGUGGUCACAAGUUGAGGACUACUAGUAUAAAAAGAAGAGAUUAUGCUGCAACCAUAAAAUAAAAUAGUAAAUUUAUGUUUGUAAAAAA